UGCAAAGAUUUGAUUUUUGAUGAUGGAGGGAAGGAGAUGGUUGCUGUUACUGGCACUAGUGGCUUGCCUGUUUGCUUCUUCUUCUGGGCGAGAAUGGAAGUACAAGCACAAGGUUCAUAGCCAGAGCCCUGUCUACAAUCAUACUCUUGCCACAAUAUUGGUUCGCUAUGCCUCCACGAUGUAAUGGCUUAAUUAAGGUACCAAGAUUCAGAUGAUAAAAUAUAAUUCUCCUAUAUUAAAAGUGUGGGCCUUAUUCCUUCAUUCAAUGGAAACAGGACUUUCAAAUGAUGGAGCUAAUUGUGGACGUCCAGCAUUGCUUACAGGCAUUUGUUGGAGUGGCAACAGAUCCAAAUGCUAUUAUAAUUGCAUUUAAAGGGACUCAGGGAAACAGUAUACAGAAUUGGAUUGAAGACUUAUUUUGGAAACAACUUGAUAUAGAUUACCCGGGCAUGCCUGAUGCAAUGGUGCACCAUGGGUUUUAUAAUGCAUACCACAACACAACCAUACGACCUGGAAUUCUGAAUGCUGUUGCAAGAGCCAAAGAGUUCUACGGAGAUCUUGGCAUCACAGUGACAGGGCACUCAAUGGGAGGGGCAAUGGCUUCAUUUUGUGCUCUUGAUUUAAGGGUUAAUCAAAAAGAGGAAAAUGUUCAAGUGAUGACAUUUGGACAACCUCGAAUAGGUAAUGCGAUAUUUGCUACUUACUAUAGCGAAAUUGUGCCGAACACAAUCCGAGUUACAAAUGGAAAUGAUGUUGUGCCUCAUUUGCCUCCAUACUACACUUAUUUUCCUCAGAAGACAUACCACCACUUCCCAAGAGAGGUGUGGCUUUAUGACAUUGGAUUGCGAAGUCUUGUUUAUCAGGUUGAGAAAAUCUGUGAUGAUUCGGGUGAGGACCCAACCUGCAGCAGGUCAGUGAUGGGGAACAGCAUUUCAGACCAUUUAGUUUAUUAUGGUGUCGAACUAAAGGACGAGACAUGGAGACCAUGCAAAAUUGUGAUGCUUCCUGGUUUACUGGAUUAUGGAAGUUCAGAUCUGGAAGGAAAUUUUGUUCUGUCCAGAGACCAUGCAACUCCUGUUUUCAAAUUGAAAAUACAGUCAGAUGCUGGGGGAAGACCUCUGUAGAAUGUCAGCUGUGAUUCUUUGUAGAAUGAAGGAGGGAGUUAUCAGUUCUAGGGUCCUGUCCUGAUAAAGAAGCCGUGUCAGACUGUCAGAUAUAUGCUUGCUGCCUAUCCAUUUUGGCAGGUGCUGCAAAUGAUACUAGUGUAGAUACUAGUAAUCGGUACGUGUACAUAAUCAUUCUUUGGAAUAUGAAUGUUGACUGUUUACUUGUGUAAAUAACCGGAUACUAGUGACUUUCUUAAUGCUAAUACGAUCAACCAACUAAGUUGAUCACAGAUGUUUAUUGUUCUGUGAUGCCUUUGUUUCCGGAUUGUUUGAAACUGAAGGAGAUAUUUGUAAC
Fragaria vesca subsp. vesca is the source of this 1461-nucleotide messenger RNA. RefSeq names its product lipase-like. Gene Ontology annotation, biological process: lipid metabolic process. The record is from RefSeq and is a predicted model, not a curated record. The coding region runs from base 285 to 1124 and encodes 279 amino acids. The transcript is spliced from 9 exons. Lineage: Eukaryota; Viridiplantae; Streptophyta; Magnoliopsida; Rosales; Rosaceae.